Juglans microcarpa x Juglans regia is the source of this 907-nucleotide messenger RNA. Its product is annotated as RING-H2 finger protein ATL79-like. Gene Ontology annotation, molecular function: transferase activity. Lineage: Eukaryota; Viridiplantae; Streptophyta; Magnoliopsida; Fagales; Juglandaceae. The coding region runs from base 143 to 802 and encodes 219 amino acids. The transcript has a single exon. The record is from RefSeq and is a predicted model, not a curated record. Gene Ontology annotation, biological process: protein ubiquitination.
UCUCUCUCUCUCUCUCUCUCUCUCUCUCUCUCUCUGCAUAUGUACCUACCUCACCUCAAAAGCCCAAAGGCCUGAAAGUCUCAGAAAGAUUACCCUCUUUCUUAAGUUUCAGCCGUCGAGCUCAAUCGAAAGACAGAAGCAAAUGCGAUCGAUACCAAAACUAGAACCAGCAGCAGUAGCAGCGGCAGCAGCAACUCAAUAUGUAAUACAUCUCUCUCCACCAACCUCUUCUCCAACAACAACAUCAAGAUGCGAAGCACAUGCUUGCAGGUGGCAGCCCUACUCCAAUUCCAGAGAUUUUGAAGCAAACGCUACUAUAGUCCUCAUCCUCCUCCUCUGCUCUCUCGUCUGUGCGCUGGCUCUCAAUGCCGCCAUCCGCUGCUUCCUACGUGGUGGCCGCAGUCACCCACCACCUGACAGCAGCCCUCCCCAAAACGAACAGCAACAACAUCAUCAGCGGAAGACCUCCAUGCAGAAAGAUGCAGUUGAUGAUCCAUUGGUGGCAGCUCCCACGGUGGUGUUCUCGGUCGGGAUGAAUCUGGCUGGGGCGGAGGCCGAGUGUGCCAUUUGCUUAUCGGAGUUCGUGGAAGGAGAGGGCAUUCGGGUGUUGGUAAGGUGUAAGCAUGGGUUCCACGCGCAGUGCAUCGAGGAGUGGUUGUCCUCCCGCUCCUCGUGCCCCACUUGUCGCAGCAGUUGUCUCCCUUCCCCUCCAUCUUCACGAGAAGCCACGGAACCCUGCCAAAGGAAUCGCAUCCAACAAAACCUCCCAACCGCCGCCGCUGCAACUGCAACUCUCUCAUGAUUACGAUUUGGAGGUGCUAUAUAUAUGUAUAUUUCCAUGUCCUGCUGCAGCUAGCUCGCUAGCUAGCAAUAAUUACUAGGAUUAAUAAUAAUUUGCAUGAUUUUC